Hydractinia symbiolongicarpus is the source of this 1682-nucleotide messenger RNA. RefSeq lists its product as uncharacterized. Bases 35 to 397 code for a protein of 120 amino acids. The transcript has 2 exons. NCBI's taxonomy places the organism in Eukaryota, Metazoa, Cnidaria, Hydrozoa, Anthoathecata, Hydractiniidae. The record is from RefSeq and is a predicted model, not a curated record.
UCAAGCUGUAGUUCCAACUAUUUUUUAAAAAGUAAUGUGUGGUCUGUAUUUACGAGCUAUCAAGUUCUUAUUUGUGUACUGGUUGAACACGUUUAUGGCAGUAUUUAUUUUCUUUCGGAGAUUAUGUGAUAAAUCCUAUUAUUGUUCAUGCAUAUCCUUUAUACUCCACAGGAAGUAUAUUGACGUCGCAGCAAGAGGAAAUUGCCGACACCCAUAUGUUGGCCAUAACUUGAAACCACUCAACUUGGAGAUAUCAAGAUGGCGGCGUAUAUCAGCAGUGCUCAAAUUCACCAACGUUGAGAUACCAGGUGGCUUGAUAUCAUGUUCAAAGUCAAAAGAUUAUCGGCGUAAAACAAUGGAAAUUUCAAGUUCUUCACAAAAAUGGUGCGAAGUCUAACAGUUAAAUUGGCAUUUGAUAAUUUUUACGUGUAAAUACAGUCAUACUUCACGCGGUGUUAGCUUGACGCCGGAUUUCUAAAUAUCCCAAAUACGGUAGUAAGACAAUGUGUCCGUGAGUAUUCGGGAAGUGCAGUUUGUCUCACAGAUACUAAAAUAAAAACAUUAUAGAAUUUUUAAAGCCUUGUUCGUGUUACGGAGAUCUGCUCUUAGGGAAUUUCUAUACCAGAUUAGUUUUGGAGUCGUGUUAGGUUAGAUUAGUUAAGGGGCAUGGACCAGUAUAUGAGGAGGCUACUGCAAUAACAAAGUAGAGGAUUACCACACAAUACAAUAGAACAUCGCUUUAUAAGGGAACAAUGUUCUACAACGUGACGACAUAUGGAAGGAGCUUUGACGUCGUAUGUUUUUGGCAAUGACUACAUAAUAUUUUUAACACAAAAACAAAACGCAUUUGACGCUCUGCUUUAAACCAUCAGCCUAUUCUUAAGCUUAUUUUGCGUCCUAGGAAAAUACAUUUUGGAUCAAUUAAUUGUUUUUUACUGUCAUAAUAACGUCAUUCUCAGUGACCACAAUGUCGUAAAAAUACGUCAUAGCAGCUAUCUGAAAUAAGUCCGACAUUGCUAGCAAAGGAAACCUUCAGAAACAAGUUAAUAUAAGUAUGUAUACGUAAAAUUUUGGAGUGAUUAUUCUGUCGAUAAAAAAGUUGGUUUCUGUGCUCUGCGAUCACUUAAAGACAAGAGACACGCAAUUACUUCGGUAGGUUUUAAAAGCCAUAAACAAUGUCUGCUUUCUCACUACCAGUUUUUUGCACCUGAAGUAUAAUUUUUUCUUAAUGGUAAUUUUUUGACAAUCACGGUUGAAACUCCAACGCCGCCGUUUUUUACAUACAAAUUUUUGACCCCCCCAAAAUCAUUGCACUGAACAUGCAAAGAUUUUGUUUUUCCUCUUUUUCUUUCUGUCUUUUUUUUUGUUAUUACUUUUUCGUUGCAAGAAAUAAAAACAUGUUGUGCGGUAAGUAGCUACAUUCAAAAAUUGAUUUCCUUUUUUGUGUGUUGGACACUUUAAUUUCUGCCCUUUACCCUUAUAUAUUGGGAUAUAAUUGGGAUUAACAAAAAAUUACUUCUAUUUCUGCAAAUAUUCACACUACAGUGACCAAGUCAUCACAUAAGAUGGGUUUCUUCAACAGACUUCUUCUCUCAGUUUUACUGAGUGGUAUUUAAGACAGGAACUUCAUGGUUCCAGUAAGCACAAUGCUGUACCACUAAGCCACUUUGUAAAGUUAUAUU